GUACUCACACAGUCGACUCAUUGCUGGUUUAGUCGGAUAAUGAACGCGCCAUUUUAUUUUAUAUUAUUUUAUUAACUGUGCCUUGGAUUCAGAGAGAAAAAUGACUCAGGAGAAAAGCAAAGAUUCGUUGCCAGAGAAUUUUAAUUCGACGGCUAAUUUAACAACAAAUGCAGGAUUCCCAUCGUCUCUCAGUAUAUCUUCAAAAGAUAUAAAUGAUGAUAAGCCUUACAACCCUUUUGAACACCGAGAAGUUGAACAUCCAAAUUCUACAUUUGGAUCAAUUCUACAUCUCCUCAAAGCAUGCCUGGGAACCGGAAUUCUGGCUAUGCCCGCUGCCUUCAAAAAUUCUGGACUUGUCGCAGGCUUGAUAGGAACUAUUUUAGCAGGCUUCAUAUGCACACAUACUGUCCAUGUUUUGGUCAGAGCAUCGCAAGAACUGUGUGUGAUUGCAAAGAAACCAUCGAUGAGUUUUGCGGAGACGUGCGGAGCCGCGUUUACCUACGGACCGAAAUCAAUCCGAUCGUGGGGAGGAGCAAUAAAGAAGUUGGUAGAUUAUUCGUUAUUCUUAACGUACUUCAGUGUUCUCUGCGUUUAUGUCGUGUUCAUUGGAUCGUCGUUUAAGGAGGUUUUGGAUGUAUACGUUCCAAGCUUACAACUGUCGAUACAAACGUAUUGUGCCUUGACGUUAGUACCACUAGUACUGAUCUGUCAGAUUAGGAAUUUAAAGUACUUGGUGCCGUUCUCAGCUUUCGCUAACGUCCUCAUUGUGGUCGUGUUUGCUAUCACGCUGUACUACGUAUUUGUUGACUUGCCGCCGAUCACUGAAAGAGAAAUGGUCUCAAAAGUUUCACAGUGGCCAUUAUUUUUGAGUACCGUAAUAUUUGCUAUGGAAGGUAUUGGCGUUGUGAUGCCUGUAGAGAAUGAAAUGGCUAAGCCUCAGAAGUUCCUCGGCUGUCCCGGCGUGUGGAAUACAGCUAUGAUCAUUGUCAUCACGCUGUACGGAAUUGUCGGAUUCUUCGGCUACGUCCAGUACGGUGAUGACGUCAAAGGUAGCAUCACUCUCAAUCUACCUCAGGAUGAAAUAGUGGCGCAAAGUGCAAAGUUAAUAAUGGCCAUAGUUAUAUACUUUUCUUACGCCUUACAAUUCUAUGUACCAAUGGAGAUGGUUAACAGGAUGUUGCAAAACAGGAGUUCAAAUAAGUUCGAAAACGUCAUCCAAAUUAGUAUCCGAACAAUCAUAGUCACUGUCAGCGUUGCAAUCGCUGCCGCCUUUCCGAAUUUAGAGCUGGUCAUUAGUUUUGCGGGAGCAAUCUUCUUCUCUACCCUCGGUCUACUGAUACCUGCCGUCGUGGACACCGUGUUCUUGUGGGACAGGAACCUUGGGAAGUUCAACUACAUCGUUAUCAAGAAUACUAUCAUCGGGAUUAUAUCUAUCAUAGCUUUAGUGUCAGGCUCUUACGUUUCUAUUAUUGGAAUGAUAGAAGACUUAUCUGGAGGUCACGAGGUUCAUUAUAACGUAACUCGAUAGUAUUAAUUAACUUACUGCAGUACUAGGGGACUUUAUGUUCAGUAAGAGAGUAUCUUAAUGAAGAUUUAGGAUGAAAAUUUAGACUAGCUAAGGAUGGCAAAUUUUAAUCCCUU
This is a messenger RNA of Papilio machaon (common yellow swallowtail), 1641 nucleotides long. RefSeq names its product proton-coupled amino acid transporter-like protein pathetic. Gene Ontology annotation, molecular function: amino acid transmembrane transporter activity. Gene Ontology annotation, biological process: amino acid transmembrane transport. Gene Ontology annotation, cellular component: vacuolar membrane. The record is from RefSeq and is a predicted model, not a curated record. The transcript has 10 exons. Lineage: Eukaryota; Metazoa; Arthropoda; Insecta; Lepidoptera; Papilionidae. Bases 101 to 1528 code for a protein of 475 amino acids.